CUGGGAGCCACAGGGGGUGGGGCCAAAAAUCAAAAAAAGCGCGGCGAGAGCUGGAGGCCAGAGUGAGUUGCGGGGUGGUAGUGGUCCCCCGUCGGGGCUGCGGCCGGCCGUGAUGGACUCCACCGCCUGCUUGAAGUCCUUGCUCCUGACCAUCAGUCAGUACAAAGCCGUUAAGUCAGAGGCAAACGCCACUCAGCUUUUGCGGCACUUGGAGGUAAUUUCUGGACAGAAACUCACACGACUGUUUACAUCAAAUCAGAUAUUACCAAGUGAAUGCUUGAGUUGCCUUGUAGAGCUACUUGAAGACCCAAACAUAAAUCCUUCACUGAUCUUAAGUAUUAUCAGUUUGCUAUCUCAACUAGCUAUAGACAAUGAAACCAGAGACUGUCUUCAGAAUACAUACAAUCUAAAUAGUGUGCUGGCAGGAGUGGUUUGUCGGAGCAGCACCAGCCACGAUGAUUCGGUGCUUUUGCAGGGCAUUCAACUUCUGCAGAGGUUAACAUAUAAUGUCAAAAAUUUCCAUCCUGCUGCCAACAUAGAUGAAUUAAUUAUAUUCCUCAUAGAUCAUAUUCAAUCUUCUGAAGAUGAGUUAAAAAUGCCUUGCCUAGGAUUAUUGGCAAAUCUUUGUCGGCACAAUCUUUCAGUUCAGACACACAUAAAGACAUUGAGUAACGUGAAAUCUUUUUAUCGAACUCUUAUAACUUUGUUGGCCCAUAGUAGUUUAACUGUGGUUGUGUUUGCACUUUCAAUAUUAUCUAGUUUGACAUUAAAUGAAGAGGUGGGGGAAAAGCUAUUCCAUGCUCGAAACAUUCAUCAGACUUUUCAACUGAUAUUUAAUAUCCUCAUAAAUGGUGAUGGUACUCUAACUCGAAAGUAUUCAGUUGACCUACUGAUGGAUCUCCUGAAGAAUCCUAAAAUUGCUGAUUAUCUUACCAGAUAUGAGCACUUUUCUUCAUGUCUUAAUCAAGUAUUAGGUCUUCUUAAUGGGAAGGAUCCUGAUUCUUCUUCAAAGGUUUUAGAAUUACUUCUUGCCUUCUGUUCAGUGACUCAGCUGCGCCAUGUGUUCACUCAGAUGAUGUUUGAACAGUCUCCAUCUGGCAACGCCAUUCUGGGAAGCCAUCCUAAACGUUUAGAACCUAGUGUGGCUCUACUUCGUUGGUUAAGCCAACCUUUGGACGGAUCGGAAAACUGUUCUGUGUUUGCACUGGAAUUGUUCAAGGAGAUAUUCGAGGAUAUCAUAGAUACUGCUAACUGUUCCUCAGCUGACCGUUUUGUGACCCUUCUACUGCCUGCAAUCCUUGAUCAGCUUCAGUUCACAGAACAAAAUCUAGAUGAGACUUUAAAAAGAAAAAAAUGCGAAAGAAUGAUCAAGGCUAUUGAAGUUUUAUUAACUCUGUGUGGAGAGGAUACUCUGAAAAUGCAUGUUGCAAAAAUUCUGACUACUAUCAAGUGUACCACUCUGAUAGAACAGCAGUUUACAUAUGGCAAGAUUGACUUGGGGUUUGGAACAAAGGUAGCAGAUUCAGAAUUAUGCAAACUUGCUGCUGAUGUAAUUUUGAAAACUCUUGAUUUGAUGAACAAACUUAAACAUUUGGUUCCUGGUAUGGAAGUAAGCUUCUAUAAAAUCCUUCAGGAUCCACAUUUGAUUACUCCUUUGGCUUUUGCUUUAACAUCAGAUAAUAGAGAACAAGUUCAGUCUGGACUGGGAAUAUUACUGGAAGCUGCUCCACUGCCAGAUUUUCCUGCUUUAGUGCUUGGAGAAAGUAUAGCAGCAAACAAUGCCUAUAGACAAGAAACAGAACAUACACCCAGAAGAAUGCCUUUACAAUCAUUAAAUCACAGUUUUCCCACAUCAGUAAAGUGUCUAACUCCUCCCCUUUUGAAAGAUAGCAUUCCUGGAUUAAACAUUGAGGAAUUAAUAGAGAAACUUCAGUCUGGAGUGGUGGUAACGGAUCAAAUUAAUGAUGUGAGAAUAUCUGACAUAAUGGAUGUAUAUGAGAUGAAACUAUCUACAUUAGCUUCCAAAGAAAGCAGGCUACAAGAUCUUUUGGAAGCAAAAGCUUUAGCCCUUGCACAGGCCGAUAGACUGAUUGCUCAGUAUCGCUGUCAAAGAACUCAAGCCGAGACAGAGGCACGGACACUUGCUGGUAUGUUGAGAGAAGUUGAGAGAAAAAAUGAAGAGCUUAGUGUGUUGCUGAAGUCACAGCAGGUUGAAUCAGAAAGAGCCCAGAGUGAUAUUGAGCAGCUCUUUGAACAUAAUAGGAAGUUAGAGUCUGUGGCUGAAGAACAUGAAAUACUGACAAAAUCCUACAUGGACCUUCUUCAGAGAAAUGAAACUACUGAAAAGAAGAAUAAGGAUUUACAGAUCACGUGUGAUUCUCUGAAUAAACAAAUUGACACAGUGAAAAAGUUGAAUGAGUCACUCAAGCAACAAAAUGAAAAAACUCUUGCCCAAUUAAUAGAGAAAGAAGAACAGAGAAAAGAAGUACAGAACCAACUAGCAGAAAGAGAAUAUAAGCUGGCAAAUUUGCAUCAAAAAACUAAAGUACAAGAAGAAAAGAUUAAAGCCUUACAAAAGGAAAGGGAAGAUAAGGAAGAAGCCAUUGAUGUCCUUAGAAAAGAAUUAAGCAGAACAGAACAGAUAAGAAAAGAGUUGAGUAUUAAGGCUUCCUCCCUAGAGGUUCAAAAGGCACAAUUAGAAGGUCGUUUGGAAGACAAAGAGUCCUUGGUGAAACUUCAGCAAGAAGAGUUGAACAAACACUCUCACAUGAUAGCAAUGAUCCACAGUUUAAGUGGUGGAAAAAUAAAUCCAGAAACUGUGAAUCUCAGUAUAUAAACAUUAUGACAUUUUGGAAUAUGUAAUAUAAUGAUAUUUUUGAUGUAUUUAUUGGAGGGGAUGGGUAGGGGAGGUGAAGUAUGACUCCCCAAACAAUAGGAAAUUAUUAUCUAGUUAUUAAUUAAGUAAAGAACCUGAUCUGAUGCAUGCUUUUAUUUGGUCUUUUGAAUAGAAUUGUUUUCAUUUUAUUUUACUUUGUUGCUGGCUUUUAUUACUUAAAGUUUUGGGGGGGCUUCUUACAUUAUCAUAUUCCUUUAACCUUCGUUAUCAUUUUUCUAAGGUUCUUUCCUUUUUUAGUUGCAUCUCUAAUUUGUUCUUAUUUAUUAUUAUUUAGGUCUUAGAGUCAAACUUUCUUGAUAUAACAGUCCUAAAGAUUAUACAUUAAGCACAAGUAUUAGUAAAAAGAGAAGUUAUGAUGCUGCUGGAGAAGUUUUUUUAUCUAAAGAAGCACAAAAGAAAAUAUUAGUUUAAGAUGAUUUUUUUACUACAUUUAAAAUGCAGUAAAAUAUACAGCAUAAAUUCUACAUUUGAAGAAAAUGAAGUGAAUAGUUACCAGAAAUGUAUAAAAAUUA
This is a messenger RNA of Carlito syrichta (Philippine tarsier), 3408 nucleotides long. It is a transcript of the gene CIP2A, whose product is annotated as KIAA1524 ortholog. The record is from RefSeq and is a predicted model, not a curated record. NCBI's taxonomy places the organism in Eukaryota, Metazoa, Chordata, Mammalia, Primates, Tarsiidae. The transcript has 21 exons. The coding region runs from base 113 to 2836 and encodes 907 amino acids.